Molecule: messenger RNA, 1463 nt
Organism: Solanum dulcamara
Lineage: Eukaryota; Viridiplantae; Streptophyta; Magnoliopsida; Solanales; Solanaceae
Product: omega-3 fatty acid desaturase, endoplasmic reticulum-like
Exons: 9
Coding region: 155-1279 (374 amino acids)
Biological process (GO): lipid metabolic process
Molecular function (GO): oxidoreductase activity, acting on paired donors, with oxidation of a pair of donors resulting in the reduction of molecular oxygen to two molecules of water
Source: RefSeq, a predicted model, not a curated record
CACAGCCUUAUAAAUUGGCUUUUCUUUUCACUAAAAUAUUAUAUAAAUAAAUCUCCUUCACCUUUCUUUCAACAAAAAAAUAAAUAAAAAUACGCAACCAAGUUGAAGUGGAGACAAAUAGAAAAAAGAGUUCUAUAAAGGUUUGUUGACAUCAAUGGGAUCUCUUGGAGUGGAUUUUGUUUCUCCCAAUGAAGAAAUUGAAUUGGAAUUUGACUCAAGUGCAUUUCCUCCAUUUAAAUUGUCUGAAAUUAGAGCUGCAAUUCCAAAGCAUUGUUGGGUUAAAAAUCCAUGGAAAUCCCUAAGUUAUGUUCUUAGAGAUAUUGUUGUUGUUUUUACAUUGAUAGCAAUGGCCAUUUUCUUUGAUGAUUGGAAAUUUUGGCCAAUUUAUUGGAUUUUACAAGGUACUAUGUUUUGGGCAAUCUUUGUUCUUGGUCAUGAUUGUGGUCAUGGAAGUUUUUCUGAUAGUGCAUUAUUAAACAGUGUGGUUGGACACUUUCUUCAUUCUUUUAUCCUUGUGCCCUAUCAUGGAUGGAGAAUUAGCCAUAAAACUCAUCAUCAAAAUCAUGGAAAUGUUGAAGCUGAUGAAUCUUGGGUGCCGAUGCCAGAAAAGUUAUACAAGGAAUUGGAUUUUGCAACAAAAUUUUUUAGGUUCAAGAUUCCUUUUCCCCUGUUAGCAUACCCUAUGUACUUGAUUAGUAGAAGUCCAGGAAAAAAAGGUUCUCAUUUUAAUCCAUACAGUGAUUUAUUUCAACCACAUGAGAGAAAAUAUGUGGUAACAUCAACGUUGUGUUGGACACUCAUUGUUGCUCUUCUCUUUUAUCUUCGCACCAUCGUCGGUUCUCUUCAACUACUUAAAUUUUACGGAAUUCCUUAUAUCAUUUUUGUAAUGUGGUUGGAUUUUGUGACAUAUUUGCACCACCAUGGCCAUCAAGAAAAGUUGCCUUGGUAUCGUGGCAAGGAGUGGAGUUAUUUAAGAGGAGGAUUAACUACAAUUGAUCGUGAUUAUGGUGUUUUUAAUAACAUUCACCAUGAUAUUGGCACUCAUGUUAUUCACCAUCUUUUUCCUCAAAUACCACAUUAUCACUUGGUGGAAGCGACAAAAGCAGCAAAGCCAGUACUUGGGAAAUAUUAUAGAGAGCCAAAAAAAUCAGGACCAAUUCCUAUUCACUUGAUUGAAAAUUUAGUGAAAAGCAUGAAACAAGAUCACUAUGUUAGUGAUAAUGGAGAAAUUGUUUAUUAUCAGACUGAUCCAAAACUCUUUGGUAAAAAGGAUGAGUGACUUUUUAUCAGAUAAAUUUUAAAAGAAAUAUAUAAAAUUAUUUAUCAUAUUAUUUUCAAUAUAUAUUUCCUUUGUUUAGAAACUUCAAAUUGUUGCAAACAAUUAAAUGGAAUAUUGAGAGGGGGUUUUGGAAGUUAAUUGUAAUAAUUAUGUAGUUAGUAAUAUUUCAAUUUUCCUUGUCUAA